AUGGUGAAACGAUGCGUUGGUUGUCCCAACAAAGAGACUUCAUCUACGAAUAUAUCAUUUCAUCGAUUUCCAGCCGACAAAAAAUUACAACAAAGAUGGCUUGCAAUACUAAAUCGAACAGAUCUGACGGAUGUAUGCAACAAAAGGGUGUGUGCUGAUCAUUUUGAUUCCAGUUCAUUUGUGGAAACUCAAAGUAGCAGAAAAACUGGUGCUUUGAAAAAUACUAAACGACUGAAACAUGGCGUUCUACCUACGAAUUUAACUACAUCGGUUCGAAUAACUGGUUCAUCUACUUCCAUUGCUACUCAAACUGAUUUGGAUUUGAAUGGUUUAUCCGAUUUAUUUGAAAAAUUAUCAUUAUAUGAGCAGAAAUUAUUGAAUACAACUAUAUGUAUUGAACGCUUUCGCCACGAUGAUGUGAACAUUAGAUAUUUUACUGGCUUUCGAACUUAUACUCUUUUUAAAUUGGUUUUUGAACUAUUGGAGAGUCAAUAUGAUAAUCAUUUUCUUAUGUAUAAACAAUGUUCUGGUGGAAAUUUCUCAUGUUUACCAUCAGCAGAAGCACAGAAACUGAGCAAAGAAAACCAAUUUUUCCUGUUUAUGAUACGCUUACGUCGAGCAACUGAAGAAUAUGAACUAGGGAUAUUCUUUAAUAUAUCUCAAACUACAGUUAGUCGUCUUAUUAUCGCUUGGACCAGAUUUGUAUAUUCGGUCGUCAGUUCAAUUUCACUCUGGCCAUCGAAACAACAAGUGCAAGAAAAUCUUCCUUUUGAAAUGAAAAAAAACUAUCCGAACGUGCGAGUAAUAGUGGAUUGUACUGAAUUCGAACUUGAGCAACCAAGCAAUCCUCAAGCUCAACAGGAUACAUGGUCAACUUACAAGAAUACUAAUACAGCGAAGGCAUUAGUUGGUAUAACACCAAAUGGAAUAGUAUCUUAUAUAUCUCCUCUUUAUGGUGGUGCAACAUCUGAUCGUAGCCUAUUGAAUAUGACGGAUGCUGGAAGUCUUAUAGAGUUGUUGGAAGAUGGCGAUCAAAUAAUGUCAGACCGUGGUUUUGCUUUAGACCUGAAACAUACACAUUUAUCUCUUAUUCAUCCACCAUUUCUUCAAGGUAAAUCACAACUAGAACCGAAAAAUGUCGUGGAAACUCGUAUUAUUGCUCGCCAUCGAAUACAUGUUGAGCGUUGUAUGGGAAGAAUAAAAAAUUACAAAAUUCUUAAUGGUAUUAUUCCUAUGAAAUCUAUCUAUUUAUUAAACUUUUGGUUUUACACGUGCACAUUUCUCACAAUUUUUGAUGAACCUCUCGUCAAAAUUAUUUGAUAUUUAUUGUUUAAAUAAAUUUGUUAUUGAAUAAGAAUUAUUUUUGGAAAUGUUUACUGUCAUACUCUUGGUGAGAUAGCUGUGUC
Molecule: messenger RNA, 1406 nt
Organism: Adineta ricciae
Lineage: Eukaryota; Metazoa; Rotifera; Eurotatoria; Adinetida; Adinetidae
Source: the annotation of a GenBank genome assembly